Messenger RNA from Dunckerocampus dactyliophorus (ringed pipefish), 1451 nucleotides. It is a transcript of the gene cpb1, whose product is annotated as carboxypeptidase B1 (tissue). The transcript is spliced from 11 exons. Gene Ontology annotation, biological process: proteolysis. The coding region runs from base 4 to 1254 and encodes 416 amino acids. The record is from RefSeq and is a predicted model, not a curated record. Lineage: Eukaryota; Metazoa; Chordata; Actinopteri; Syngnathiformes; Syngnathidae. Gene Ontology annotation, molecular function: zinc ion binding; metallocarboxypeptidase activity.
AACAUGAGGGUCCUCUUGCUUCUGGGAUUGCUGUGCGUCGCCCUGGCAGACGUCACUCGCUUUGAGGGAGAGAGAGUAUUACGUCUGAAGCCUGCGCUGGACGAACAUGUGACGCUGAUUAAGGAUCUGGCCAACAGCAUUGAGAUCGACUUCUGGAGCCCCGAGAGCGUCGAGCUGGUGACCAUCGACAUUGACGUGGACGUCCGUGUGCCCGCCAUGUACCUGGACAUGGUGCACGCCGUGCUGCUGCAGAGCGACAUGGAGCACGAGGUCCUGAUUGAGGAUCUGCAGGAGGCUGUCGACGCCCAAGCUGACAGCAAGGCUUCACCCAGAGCUCACAGCUACACCAAGUACAACAGCUGGGACAAAGUCCAAGCAUGGAUCUCAUCCAUUUCCUCCUCCAACCCCAGUCUGAUCAGCAAACAGGUGAUUGGAAACACCUACGAGGGACGCCCCAUGACUGUCCUCAAGCUCGGUAAGAAGACCAGCUCCACCAAGCCUGCCAUCUUCAUGGACUGUGGCAUCCACGCCAGGGAGUGGAUCUCUCCUGCUUUCUGCCAGUGGUUUGUCAAGGAGGCUCUGUCCACAUACGGCAGAGAUUCUCAGAUGACCAGCCUGCUCAAUCAGAUGGACGUUUUUGUCCUGCCCGUCUUCAACAUCGACGGCUACGACUACACCCACAAGAGUAACAGGAUGUGGAGGAAAACUCGCUCCAGGAGAUCUGGAUCCAGCUGCGUUGGAGCCGACCCCAACCGGAACUGGAAUGCUGGCUGGUGCACCAUCGGAGCCUCCAGCAACCCCUGCAGCGACACCUUCUGUGGCUACAAACCAGAGUCUGAGAUCGAGGUCAAGAACGUCGCCGACUUCAUUCGCAGGAACAAGUCCAUCAUCAAGGCCUACAUCACCAUCCACUCGUACUCGCAGCUGCUGCUCUUCCCGUACUCCUACACCUACGAGCUGGCCGCGCACCACAGCGAGCUGCUGAAGAUCGCUCAGGGAGCUUCUGCAGCCCUUCGUAGGCUGUAUGGAACUCGCUACACCAGUGGACCCGGCGCAGCAACCAUCUACCCCGCCGCCGGAGGCUCUGACGACUGGGCCUAUGACCUGGGAGUGAAAUAUUCCUUCACCUUCGAGCUGCGUGACACAGGUCGUUACGGCUUCCUGCUGCCCGAGUCUCAGAUCAAGCCCACGUGCGAGGAGACCAUGCUGGCCGUCAAGUACAUCGCUGCCUACGUGCAGAAGAACCUCUAUUAAAGAGCCCGGGAGCAGCAGCAGACAAGGCUUCCUGCCAACCGGUUCUCCUCUCUACAAGCAUCCCCCCCUCCGGCCCCUGACAACCUCUUCGCCAUCUCCAGCCUGUAUCCAUGGAAACGGUCACCACCCGCCAUGUUUGCUUGCUGUGCUUGACAGAAACUCAAGAUGAGUGUGAACAAUAAAAUCAAUGAUCCAUC